Messenger RNA from Crotalus tigris (Tiger rattlesnake), 1693 nucleotides. RefSeq names its product abhydrolase domain containing 1 (gene ABHD1). The coding region runs from base 145 to 1344 and encodes 399 amino acids. Gene Ontology annotation, molecular function: monoacylglycerol lipase activity; acetylesterase activity. The transcript is spliced from 9 exons. The record is from RefSeq and is a predicted model, not a curated record. Lineage: Eukaryota; Metazoa; Chordata; Lepidosauria; Squamata; Viperidae. Gene Ontology annotation, biological process: medium-chain fatty acid biosynthetic process; medium-chain fatty acid catabolic process.
CCUGCUCAUCACAAAGGGGGCGGAGCCUGCCUUUUAAGGCUGUGCCUGACUUUUGUAUUCGCUUUGUUUGCUGUAGCGGUCCCUUCGUUGACUGGCUGCCGGCUGAGCCUGAUUCCGCCGACGAGGGAGGACAAAGUCAAGACGAUGCUGGGACUGUCGUUAUUGCUGGGCUGCAGCACCGGUUGGCUCCUGUACUAUUGGGCGCGCGUCCCCAAGCGCCCACUACUGGUGGCUUGUCAGCCUUUCCAGUCCUUCUUGGAGAAGUAUUGCCCCAUUGUGAAAGAGACAUUCUACCCUACACCAUGGUGCUUUGAAGGUCGACUUCAGACCAUUGUUCGUGUCUUUAUCAAAUCCUGCCCAUUGGUUUCCUACCACAGUGAAUUGCUGCAAACUGCAGAUGGCGGGCAGUUGCUCCUGGAUUGGGCUGAUCCUGACAAUGGGACCCAUCCUGACCCAGAAAAUUGUCCCAUUGUCCUGUUUUUGCCAGGCUUGACAGGCAGCAGCCGAGAGACUUAUAUUCUGCAUUUGGUAAACAGCACUCAGAGCCAUGGCUACAGGGCUGUUGUGUUUAAUAAUCGAGGGUGCAGAGGAGAAGAGCUGCUGACGCAUCGGGCUUUCUGUGCCACCAAUACUGAGGACUUGGAGCUGGUGGUGGGCCAUAUCAAACGCCGGUUCCCUCAUGCACCAUUGAUGGCAGUUGGCAUUUCUCUUGGCGGGAUCCUGGUGCUUAACUAUCUGGGGCAAAAGGGCCAGGAGGCUGGACUGGUGGCUGCCAUGACUUGCUCAGUGAGCUGGGACGCAUUUGAAACAAUCCAUUCCCUUGAGCAGCCUCUCAACCAAUUCCUCUUCAACCAGUACCUCACAGCCAACCUGUGCAACCUGAUCAAACGGCAUAGAAAGGUCAUUGAAGAGAGAUUGGAUGUGAACCAUGUGCUGAAGGCUCGCAGCAUCCGGGAGUUUGAUGAACGCUAUACGUCUGUGGUCUUUGGUUACAAGUCAUGCCAGGAAUAUUACCAGGAAGCCAGCCCUUCCCAGAAGGUGUGUCUCAUAGAAGUGCCAGUAUUGUGUCUGAAUGCUUCAGAUGACCCUUUCUCUCCUCAACAUGCUAUUCCCACAGAGACCGCACAGCAUGUGUCCACCCUCGCCCUCUUAGUGACUGAACGAGGUGGCCAUAUUGGCUUCCUAGAAGGGCUCCUACCUCGCCAUCAGAGUUACAUGGACCGUGUCUUUAGUCAAUUUAUGGAUGCUGCUUUCAAACAUCAGGAGGAGCUGGCAGCUAUAACAGUAACCAUGGGAAGCCAACAGCUUGGACAGAACUUAUAUACAAAGAUGACCAGCACAUGAUCAAGAGCCAAGACGUCCACCAUACAGGAGGGUGAAUAUGAUCUCACUUAGAGAGAUGGAACCCCUCACAGGCAAAACUAAUGGCACCAUCAUGCACAACAUCCUUUCUGUCUUCCUAGGGCAGGGGUAGGCAACCUUGGCUCUUUUAUGACUGGUGGACUUCAAUUCCCAGGAAUUCUGGGAGUUGAAGUCCACCAGUCAUAAAAGAGCCAAGGUUGCCUACCCGUGUCCUAGGGUACCCAUUUCCUUUCCCAAAGGACUCCUAGCCAGAAUCUGCUGCUAUGAAUGGCAACCACAGAUGAAGAUGCUGUAAUGAUGAUCAGCAGAAUACAGGAUUGUUUUUCUAGCA